Molecule: messenger RNA, 1885 nt
Organism: Suillus subalutaceus
Lineage: Eukaryota; Fungi; Basidiomycota; Agaricomycetes; Boletales; Suillaceae
Product: FAD-binding domain-containing protein
Exons: 10
Coding region: 419-1771 (450 amino acids)
Molecular function (GO): oxidoreductase activity; FAD binding
Source: RefSeq, a predicted model, not a curated record
AACUAAACUCGCUUGCGGCGCGAGUAGUGAUGUGCCCUGUUAUUGUUCCGAAAUACUAAUCGGCUCGCCCGCAAACAACUUUAAAUUCACUUCACCCGCUCAUCGAGCGAGUGAUGAGUGGUCCGAAAUACUAAUCGGCUGGGAAAGCUUCCGAAAAUAAGCUAAGUACUACAUAAUUUACAACUUUACUUGCUACUCAUCGAGCGCUCGGUUUGGGAUAGUGCAGGAUUGAUUACGGACUCGAGGUUCCAAACGAUAACGGCAAUGCCAUAUGUUAGAAUGGAGUCUAUCCCUUAUCCAUGCUAUAGUAGCAUACAUGGCCCGCGAUUUGACUAACAUGCGUUCUACUUAAAUAGAGCAACUUGAAAAGUUUCAAAGCCCAGCUUGCAGAAUUUUAUUCGUACGAAGAUAGAUCAUAAUGGUCGCAUUUGCUGACCUUUCACUCUCCUUUCUUUUCGGCCUCUCUGGCCUCACAAAACCCGAUACCUCUUCAGGAUCUCUCGAUACCAGAAAUGUCCUUCGAAGCACAGUUUGCGAGCAGAUCGCAGCAAAUGUCUCAUCGAGCUCCGUAGUGUAUUACAGCGGCUCGAGUCAAUAUACCAAGGACAAUUAUCACUGGUCCUCGUCUAGUAGUCAGACUUCUAAGUGUUCCUUUGAGCCCGCAACAACUGAAGACAUUGGAAUCGCGAUCAAAAGUGGAGGACACGCCACGAAUGCAGGCUUCUCUUCCACCUCAGGCGUCGAAAUUGCGAUGUAUUCCUUUUCAGAUAUUGUAUACAAUUCGUCCGCACAAACGGCAACUUUGGGCACGGGUGCAAUAUGGGAUGAUGUUUAUGUUGCACUCGAAAAGUAUAACAUGACUGUUGUAGGACCGAAAAUCACUGGUAUUGGAAUCGGAGGCAUUGUUUUGGGAGGAGGAUAUUCGUAUUUGACUAAUCAGUAUGGUAUGAGCAUCGACAGUGUCGUAGCCUACGAGCUUGUUAUGCCCAAUGGGACAGUGGCUGAGAUCACAGAUUCCACAAAUCCUGAUCUGUUCUUUGCGUUGCGGGUGAGUUUCCAGCGGUCUAAUCACUCUCAAGUCUGGGGCGGACUUAUCACGUACGGGAAAGACCAAUGGGACGCAGCAAGCGCAGCUAUUGCCAACUAUUCAGCGAAUGUCACCGAUCCAAAGGCUUCCAUAUACAACGCAUAUAACUAUGUCGCUGGAGUGGCAGUGAUGGCGAACAUGCUCUUCUAUGAUGCUCCAGCACGUCCUGAGGGCAUAUUCGAUGAAUUCUUGUCUAUUGAUGCCAUCUACGAAGACAUUUCUACCAGAACCUAUGUAGAUCUCAUUCAGUCUUUCCCCUUGAAUGGUACUGCUGGUCUUCGAUCCGUGUUUAGUUCGAUGGCGAUGGAGGACGUUACAGUGCCUGUGUUGGACAUGAUUAUGAAUGAGACACUGACCCGGGGCCCAGAAUUGGCAGAUAACGCUAGUGCUGUAUUUGUCACGUAUAGCGUGGACGUCUUCUUGCCUACGCUCUACGACCACGUGGAUUCGCCGACCGCAUACCCACCGUCACGCAGUCAAGGUUACUCGUAUAUCGAAAUCUACUGUGAGGUACUCACAAGUUACGGUCAGGAUAUCGCGGAUGUUGCUGUCUACCCGAACCACGCACCUCCUGGCACGAGUUUGGAGAAAAUGUAUGGUAGUAAUGUACCUCGUUUGCAAGCCAUCAAGAACGCUGUUGAUCCGGAUAAUGUGAUGGCAUUGACGGGCGGUUGGAAAUUCUAGUUCUCAUUUGUACACGGAAUGGUGUAGAUACACAUUCGUUUUUACCUAUACCCACUUUCUACACUAGAUUUACCUACUGUACUUACUUUGUAUAUGCAACAGUUGUCACGUUUC